UCAUGGGAAAUGAAAUAACAACCCUCGUCUUGUUGGUUACCGUAACGAGAAAUAUGUGAUGCAAUUUGGAUCAAAAACCACGCACUUUCGGGAUGUAAAACGACAUCCUUUUGUUGAAAGUAAUAUUAAUUGAUAUUUCUGGUUGUCCCAUUGUGAUAUUUGUAAAACGCACCGAGUGUACUUCCUGAAAUGGGAGAUGCUUUGCAAGAUAUGUUUUCGUUUCUUGGGAGGCAUCAUACACACUAUUUCAACGGCAGGCGAAGAUCAAUUAUUAAAUAUUCCUACAGCAUGUCUGUUAAACACAGAUGAAUAAGUACGAAGUCCUUGGAAUUGUAGGCGAAGGAGCCUAUGGAGUGGUUUUGAGAUGCAGACACAAGGAAACAAAUGAAAUUGUGGCCGUUAAGAAAUUCAAAGACAGUGAAGAAAAUGAAGAUGUCAAGAGAACCACACUGAGGGAAUUAAAAGUUCUUCGCAUGUUGAAGCAAGAAAACAUUGUAGAACUACGGGAAGCAUUUCGCAGAAGGGGAAAACUGUAUUUGGUUUUUGAAUAUGUUGAGAGAAACAUGCUUGAGUUACUAGAGGAAAUGCCCAAUGGAGUUCCCUCAAAUCAAGUCAGAAACUAUGUUUUUCAGCUCAUUAAAGCCAUCAAAUGGUGCCAUCAGAAUGACGUCAUUCAUCGAGAUAUUAAACCAGAAAAUUUGCUUAUUAGUAAGAAUGGGGUUCUUAAACUGUGUGACUUUGGUUUUGCCCGAGCCAUGACUGUUAAUGGCAGCGGACAGUUCACAGAUUAUGUUGCAACUCGGUGGUAUAGAUCACCAGAAUUGCUCUUAGGGGCUUCUUAUGGUAAACCAGUUGAUAUCUGGGCCAUUGGCUGCAUUCUGGGAGAACUGAGUGAUGGCCAGCCUGUCUUUCCAGGAGAAAGUGAAAUAGACCAGCUGUUUACAAUUCAAAAGGUUUUGGGUCAGCUUCCACCAGAUCAGAUGGAAAUGUUUUAUAACAAUCCCAGAUUCAAAGGACUUAAGUUUCCAACAACAAUUAUCCCUCAGACAUUAGGAAGGAAAUAUGCGGGAGUCAUUAAUGGAAUCAUGCUGAGCUUUAUGCAAGCAACAUUACAGUUGGAUCCAAAAGACAGAUUUACCAUAAAUGAUGCUUACAAUCACCCAGCAUUUCAACUAGAAAGGGAUGAGUUUGAAAAAACUGGGAAAGAGAAAAGUGCAGAUCUCAAACAGGGUGCAAAGAAAGCUGAAAUUCCAACCAAAUCAAGAUAUUUUUCACAUAAGGGAUCAUCGUCACAGGGUAUCAAGGCUGGGGAGAGCAUGCAAGAGUUAAAAACACAAGACAUUAAACCUAAUUCACAUCAGAAUCCAUCACUCGGAAAAGAUUUUAGCGUGGAGAAAAAGCUCGUCAUGCAGCAGAUGACUGCUAAAGAAAGGCCGAAGGACAGUAACCAACAGGAGGAUUCUACGGACAAAAAUAGAACUUCAGAAACUGAAAACUCCGAGAAGUCCGAAAGUUGUGCAACAGCGCCAAGCGUUGAAAUUUCAAAGGAAUCAGGGAAUCCCCCUUCAGCAGUGAAACAAACUGUUUACAGCUCUGUAGAAAUUAAACCUCUUAAUUCUAAUUUAACUGGAGUAAGAGCAACAACUUCUCAAACUGGGGAAAAAAAUAAUCUCGCUCAAAGCGAUAAGACUAGUGUUACGGAAGAUGGAAGAGCAAUGGCAAAGACCAGCAGUGGUGCCAGCACCAGCCAUCUCAUGGCUGCAAAUUACAGCUUCUUCCCUCCAGAUAAUGAGGAGUCUGAGCUUGAUCACUCAAAGAAUUCCAAGGAGGCAAGAUUUUGGUGGUGAGGAAAACCAACCAAGAAACUCUCUAGGACAAGAGAAAAGAGAUAAAAAGAAAAAGAAGAAAAAAGUGCAACAGGUGGUCAGCUUACCGGUGCAAUCAAAGCAAAUUCAUCACCUGGAAUCACAGGGUGAAUUAAGUAAAAUGGCGGACUGGAGCAGAAGUGCCGAUGUACAGUCCUUCGAUAUGCGUCCUCACAAAGCCUUAGGGAAACUAAACUCUACUGACAAGGUUGUAACACACCUUGGGCCUCUUACAAUCAGCUCAUCUCACAAACCUCUUGGAGAAGUUCGCCUUCAGCCUCUUCAACACAAGAACUUAGCUCAUUUGACACACAACACUUACCCGACGCGCAAACCACCUGCUAAGCGCGAAAGCCCUGAUUCUCAACCCUUGGGAUCUCUGUCGCCUUGGAUGGGACAAUCUGCGUUCUCUCUACAAGGUCACUCACACAAACACACAUUAUCAGAGCCAGGGAACUUUACCUUUCCUGACCGACCAGUCAGCCCCUCAACGGAACAUUUGGCACCUUUACCAAGAAAAGCGUCGCGACCUCCUUCUGAAAACGAGGCGGCAAUUGAGGAUCGAGACAUGAAGCUGGGUACUCCCUUCAAUGGACUGAAACCGCUGACACCCCCAAAGGAGCACUUAAGCAAGUCCGGAGGUCGCGUCCCGGAUUUAAACAAACUGGAAGAAACACCCUUAUAGCACAACCCUGCGCAGUUCAUGAAGAUAUUUUUCCUUUGAAUCUUUUUUAUACUGCAGUCGUUAAUGUGUAUGUUGUGGCUCAAUGUUACCAUUGCUCGAAACUUGGGUUUGAAACAAAAACUAAAUCAAAGACAUUUUCAUGCAGCGAUAAAAUUAAACCACGAUAUUUAAACGUGAUAGAGCAGUUUUCAGUUGAAGGCCCAAAAACCAAAGCAAUCCCAGUGACCAAUCAGAACAAAAGUUAACGUCAUCAUUAGCCAAUGAGAACACAAAGUGAAACAAGCAAACUGCCUGCAGCGCGGGAAAACGCGAACGACCAAAUCUCAGUGACCAAUCAGAUUAGAGGUUUACAUUCUCAUUAGCCAAUGAGAAGUCGACGUGAAAACAUGCAAACUGCUUGAAACGCGGGAAAACGCGAAUGACCAAGUUGUGAAUGUUUUUAGUUUUGCAUCUGAUUGCUUGAGAAGAUCGCACGAGUCUUUUGGACCAAUCACAGAGCGAAGUUAAGUAAAAUCGAAGCGAUCCCGUAUUACUAUCAACAGUCAAUUGAAAACUGCGCUAUCUUAGAUGAUUUGGUACUAUCCAGCUGUAGUUUUCUUGCAGAAAUCAGCCGCACCGUCUGUAAGUUUUAGUCAAACACCUAAGUCAUUUUCUUCUCAGUUGUGUUUAAGCUUGUUUAGGCCAAACAUAAUGCGAUUAAAAUCAUAUUUCAAGUUACGUUUUUCAUAUGGUUUGAUGAUAUCUAUGAGACACAUCCCUCGUUGUCACUGCUGAAAUUUUCCUUGUCUAAGUCACUUAAAAUUUCGAAGUCGUACUUUUUGCUCCAACGUACUUCAUCCAGAGUUCUUAUCACGUCUUUUUUAACAUGGUAUUUAUUAUGAAACAUUUACUUUUCAGAUCGUGGUUUGAAAGCGGUUCAAACUUUUUUAGAGAGAAAAUGUUUAUCUAGAAAUUGUUGGCUAAACGUCAGUUGUUUUUAACUGAGAUGAGAUUGUGAUAUGUUGUUCACGCAUGCAAGUUUGUGUGAGUGGCCCACAACUUUAGGUUCAUCCCUACUUAGUGGAGUAUUGAAGUUAGUGAAAGAGCACUAGUGGAAAAUUACUUGCAGUUGUGAACAGCAAUCAAGCGGAGAAGCACUGGGGCGAUUGUAGAUAGAAAGCGACAGGACAAGCAGCGAAAUGUCCCGGGAAGCUUCUCCGUAAAUAGCAGGAUAUUUGUAGAUACAUGCACUUAGAAACCUUCACUAAGAUGUAUUUUAAUACGGCUUUCGUUGUUUCUUAGUAGCAAAUAGCUUUUUUAUUGUGCGACCGAUUUUCCUUGAAGGAAACCUUACGCCGUGCUUUAUAUACUAAGUAUGUAUAUAGUUUUUAUGGUCGCUCCAUGUGGUAUGCAUAAGUUAUUUGGUGUAAACUCCUUUUGUAGCAGUCACUGUUUCUUAAGUGAAAAAAUAAAUUAUUGCAGAAAUUGAGGCUA
This is a messenger RNA of Stylophora pistillata, 4023 nucleotides long. RefSeq lists its product as uncharacterized. Gene Ontology annotation, cellular component: dendrite cytoplasm; nucleus. Gene Ontology annotation, molecular function: ATP binding; protein kinase activity. NCBI's taxonomy places the organism in Eukaryota, Metazoa, Cnidaria, Anthozoa, Scleractinia, Pocilloporidae. The record is from RefSeq and is a predicted model, not a curated record. Gene Ontology annotation, biological process: regulation of dendrite development; protein phosphorylation; positive regulation of axon extension.